AGACUCUCCAGCAAGCAAUUGGACCAGCCCAAAAGGACUAAUUCCGGGGACUGACAUAUAGUAUAGAUCCUCUUCGCGCGAGAGAGAGAGAGAGAGAGAGAGAGAGAGAGAGGGAGGGAGGGAGGGAGAGAGCGACACGUGGAGAAAAGGCGGAGAUGGGCCCCGCACCGAACCCUUUAAAACUCCCCUGGAGAUCUUUCAUAAGCGCCAAACGCAACGCCACUUGCUCCUCUCUCUCCCUUUCUUUCUCUCUCUGUCUUCACUAUUAAGUAAAAUACGCAUGUCCUUCCGAGUUUCGCUUGCCUGCGUUUUUUAUGCAUCAUCCUCCUUCCUCACCUCGUUCCCAUAAAGAUUCUCGUUUUCGCUCCUUCCGCCGUCGAUUCUCUUCAGAUUCAUGUAGGGGUCUCUGGCGGCCGUCCUCGUUUCGCUUUUCUCGGAUGACGCUGCUAGGGACGAGGCGGUUCUUGGAGAGUUGCCUUUCGGCGGUCGCCUCUCUCGCUGCUCUCGUGAUCGGACGUCAAGGGGUUUGAUCGAUCAUGUCCGGUUCUCUGUUCUUGUGAAAAGGGAAGAAGUAGAAAAACGAAACCUUGUCCGGGUGUGGAUGGUUUUCUUGAAGUGAAUUUUCCAGAUAUCCAGACAUAGGAUGGUUUAGAGUGACAGGUAGAGGCAACAUGGGGAGUGGAUUCAAGCCAUCCACCCCCGCUUUCCGUCCACAAGUGAAUGAAGACCUCGCAUUACUUUUGCUAAAGAAUGAAUCUGAUGGCUCUACUGGGAUGGUUGGUCAAGUGAGUAAUGAUGGAAGUGGCAAUCUUUCCGCCCCUUGUACAUCGCCAACAACCCAUGUUCCAUAUGGGAACUGGCAAGGAGCAGCUGAUUCAGACAAUAGGGACUUCCCAUCAGCUAGUACUACCCUUACAGUUAGUGACUUCCAGUUCAGUAAUUUGACGAGUUCAGUGACUAGGUUAAAUCAUACUAGUGGAAAUGGUAACUCCCCCAUGUUGCAAGGACAAGGCAUGCAUGCUCCAAGCAUCAGUCGGAACUCCUUUAGGGUGCCUGAUAGUAGCUCUUAUGGUAAUGCGGUCACAUUGGACAAUCUGAUGAGUAGUAGAAACAGUGUCCGGGGUCCUUUGACUUCAAGAGACUAUGCUGAUUUCAGAGGCAAUGUUAGCGCAGGACUUAGGACAAUUGGACCUACCUGGGCAACAAAUGUACAGAGAGGUCACGAUUCCAUGGUCAUUAGUAGGGUAGCCAACUGUGCUACCAAUCUUCAGAAUUCUCCUACAAACUUGGGAAUCAUGCAGGCAAAUUCAAGCAGAGGCUCACAAGGCUUGUUGCAAGGACAGUCAAGUAAUAACAAUAUGUUAAUGGGGAAUCUUGAGGAACAAAUGCUACUUGCGCCUUUGCUAAACCAAAGAUCAGAUAGUGGUCAAGUAGGAGAGGAUGGUGGUGGCAUGUUCAACAUGCUGCAGUUCAAAUCUCCUGAAAAACUUGAUGGACGACUUUUGACCCUUGCAACAGGAACUCACACAGAGAUGAGCUCAAAACCUUUUGUCUCUGGCAGCUAUAAUACUCAAGAAACUGGUGGGGGCAAUUAUCAUGGUCAUAAUGGUAAUCUGUUGCAUCCUGAAAACAGCACAUCUGGAGGUUCUGUUCUGUUCCAGAGUGUGGAUGGUAACUCUGUAAGCUACAAAAAUGCCACUUCGUCCAGCGGACACCAAGAAAUCAGGUCAAGCCAGUGUGGCAAUUUACAUUUGCAGCAUUGCAAUAUAGGUCAAAGUCGUCUAGUGUCAUCUUCAAAAUCAACUGUCAGUGACCACUCUGUACAGCAAGGUUUGGCACAGCAUGGUUUGGCACAGCAUGGCUCGACUAGGUGUCCAUCUUCAUCUUCUCCAUUUUUUCAGAAUAAUGCUCAAGCAGCUUCUCAUGCAUUGGGGAAUUCAGGUACACAAGCUGACAGGAAUCUUUUGAGAGUACCCUCUAAAACAAUCUCUCUGAGUAACAGCAUCUUCUCUCCUCAGCAUGGUCAAUCUGGUAAUCUAGGGCAAAGUUGGGCAAAUCAUGUGGCCAAGCCAGUUCCAAAUCUUCUUAGCUGCAGUUCUGCUGGUGCAUUACCAAGCGCUGUGAAGCAACCUGAGCUUCAACAAAUCUCUAAUAUGCCUGUCAGACCAUCGCGUAAGAGAGAGGCACCGCAACUUCCAUCUGGUGCUUAUAAUCUGGUUCGCAGGAAGACCCAGCCCAUCACUUCAUCAUCAGUAUCUUCUUCAACACAGACAACAAUACCUUCACAACCUAUUGCUCGUUCAUCAGUUCCUACACUAAGACAAACUGCAACAACUUUACAACUGACCACUACUCCAUGCAUCCCAUCUUCAAGGCCAACUUUAGCGCCUUUACAACCUGUUAACUCUUUAUAUAUACCUUCUUCAAGACAAAAUGCAACUUCUUCAAGACAAAAUGCUACUUCUUCACAACUCAUACGCCAGGUUGCUUCACCUCUGCCCCCUUUGGCCGAGCAGCAUCGAUCUGUUGCAGGUUUCAUCCCAACACCACGAACUGUGCCAGCAUUUCCUUAUCCAGCCCAGCCAAUACAGUAUGACCCCAUCCAACGGCAGGGUGCUUUAGCUCAGCCAUAUAUUCCAGCACCAAACCAGGUUGCUCCAUGUCUCCCUCACCGAGCUCAAUCUGUAAGACCUCUUUCAAAUCAGCUUCAAAAUUCUCUACCUUUAGCUUCACCUCAUAGGCCCCCUGUGCAUCCGUAUUCUCCACCUCUACCUCAGCAUUCUCCAGCAGCUCGCGCAGGGCUAACUUUAAGGCAGAUUGCUCGACCUACUGCACUUGUGUCACCAGCUGUUCCCCUGAGAAUUGUACCACGGGCUGCUCAUCCACCGCCUGGAAUAGCAAAUCCUUCUGCACCUUCUGCGCAUAUAAGAUUGGAAGUUGAAGAUGAUGCUUCCCAGCUCAUUGGACAUAAAUGUCUCCUGUGCAACAGGGAUCUUCGAUAUGAACCAGGAUCAGGUCCUAUCUCGAUACCAUCCCGUCCACCCACCAUUGCUGUUCUUCCCUGUGGUCACACAUUUCAUGAGUCUUGUUUGGACUGGAUCACUCCUAAAGACCAAGCUAAAGAUCCUCCAUGCGUCACCUGUAUAUUUGGGGAGGACUGAGUCCCAUGCUGCUCAACGGAUACAUCAAUUUUUUGCUGAUUGUUGACUUCUAACCUCUGCUUUUUAGGAGGCGAUGACCAAAAGUACAGAGAAUCAGGGAUAAGAUGUUGCUGAAGUUUUAUAAGAAGAGUUCUAUACCAGCUGAGUGCAUGUAAUUGUGCAUAUACAAUGAUAACUGGCAUAUAGGUUUUUCUGUCCGUUUGUUCGUUGGACUAAUGGGUAUCUUUAGAAGCAACGCAUAAGCUACUACGUGGCAUAUGCGAGAUACCGAGCAAGGUAUGCUCUGCCAUUGUAAACAUGUUCAAACGAUUUUUACACCUCUUUUAUGGAGAAGAGGACCUUUACUUUUGGGGAGAUUUACCGGC
Eucalyptus grandis is the source of this 3526-nucleotide messenger RNA. RefSeq lists its product as uncharacterized. Lineage: Eukaryota; Viridiplantae; Streptophyta; Magnoliopsida; Myrtales; Myrtaceae. The record is from RefSeq and is a predicted model, not a curated record. The coding region runs from base 672 to 3161 and encodes 829 amino acids. The transcript has 6 exons.